GCGAUACCAUACAUCACGUCAUUGUAGUCGGUAAUUUAGGCUACUGAAGAGUAUAUAUUGCUGUAUACUGUAUUGUCAUGAAAUUUUUGAGCUCAUUUCCUGUAACAAUAAAUUUAACAAUAGGAUACAUCAGGAAUUAGAUGAAUUUUGCUACGAUCAAUGAGGACUCUUGGCAGCAUCGUUAGUUUCAGUGCGUACGAAAGUUUGCUGGAUUUGAAUUUUGUUUGAAAAUAAAGCGAAAAUGAAUGCAAGAUCACAGAUGUUUGAAUUGUCUGUAGAAGGAAGACAGGUUCAAGAAGUUGUUUCUGCUAUUUUCCACACAUUAUUGUUUCAUCGAACGUUAGGAAAAUUUGAUUAUAAACAAGAAGGAAGUUAUUCAGUUGGUACUAUUGGUUUUGAAGAUGUGCCAUGUGAUUUUGUAGAUUUUACAUACGUAAGAUGUGCAUCUGAUGAAUUAGAUCAAACUUUAAUGAAAGAAAUUCAAAACUUUAGUGAAACUUUAAGAAAUACAGAUGGACCCCAAAGUGGACAAAUUUCUUUAGAAUUCUACCAGAAGAAACGCUUACACUGGCCUUUUGCUCCAGAAAGUAUUCCUUGGGAAGUAUGGACUGUAAAAAUCAAUAUUAUUUCGUUACCUAAUGAACAUGAGAGGCAAAUAUAUAGAGAGAAAGUUGGCGAUAUGCUCGGUGAAAAAGUAAUUGCCAUUGCUUCAGCAAUGAAUCGUAACGAAUAUGUUCCAAAAAUGCCUAAUCAGUCAGAACUUGAUUUAAUUUUUGACACUAGUUACUCAGAUGUUCAACCUUAUCUCUUCAAGAUCACUUAUCAUACAUCAAGCCCUACAAAUUCAUCAGUUGUUAGUACGGCAGUGCGGAAAUUAUUGAAAGAUACAUUGGGAUAAAACAAAGAUAUAUUCAGUUACCACAUGGUGGAAUUUAAUUUAUUUUGAAUGCAUUAAUAAAGAAAAUUUUUACAAACAAUAUUUUGCUGUAGAUAAAGCUUUCAAUGCUUAAUACAUAAAUAUUGGACUUAUCCAAUAUAAAAAAAUUGAUUAUAAUAUUUAUUUAUAUCUGUUGCAUU
Messenger RNA from Centruroides sculpturatus (bark scorpion), 1077 nucleotides. RefSeq names its product autophagy-related protein 101-like (gene Atg101). Gene Ontology annotation, biological process: autophagy; autophagosome assembly. Gene Ontology annotation, cellular component: phagophore assembly site. The coding region runs from base 242 to 898 and encodes 218 amino acids. NCBI's taxonomy places the organism in Eukaryota, Metazoa, Arthropoda, Arachnida, Scorpiones, Buthidae. The record is from RefSeq and is a predicted model, not a curated record. The transcript has 8 exons.